Molecule: messenger RNA, 1404 nt
Organism: Myotis davidii
Lineage: Eukaryota; Metazoa; Chordata; Mammalia; Chiroptera; Vespertilionidae
Gene: CTXN3
Product: cortexin 3
Exons: 1
Coding region: 567-812 (81 amino acids)
Source: RefSeq, a predicted model, not a curated record
GGGCAAGCCCCUUUUCUAGGCUCAGUUUCCUUGCACUGAGGCUAUAGAGGUCUCUGCUUUCAUGGUGCUUAUAGUAGGGUGGCUAAUGCACGGUGUUCAAUCAAUGGUAUCAUUAUAGGGAGGAUGUAAGAAUAAUAUUAUUGGAGAGAAUCUAGAUGAGACUUGGCAUGGAGGCUGGGUUUGGAUGUCAAGUUGGCAAGCACACCUUGAGGUCCACAUUUCUCCUUUUCUGUGCUCUGGUUACCUUCCCUGCCCAUCCCUCCUGGCCCCAGGUGGCUCCUCUGGGGACAACGUGGUAAUUUAAUACAAGAGUAAAAUCUUCCUCUGCAUAAUUAUAGAGAAUUAGGGAUCUCCAGUGAAAACAUUUAGAGAUUCCUUCUUCUCUCUGAAGAACAUGCUUGUGAGUCUAGAAAUAAAGUUGCUCUUUGUUAGCUAUUUCCUUCCCCCCUCUUUCUUUCUUCCUGCAGAGAACUCAGCCUCUCCAAGGUGCAAGCACCAUGAUCUCAGCAGACUGACAAUGGAAGGAGAGGACACUGGGCGAUCCUGCGCUCUGGCUUCCCUGGACGAUGGAUGGAGGACAGCCCGUCCCUUCGCCCCCAGUGCCCUUUGGGAACUCGUUGUCAGAUUCUAGCAUGUCUCUGGAGCAAAAAACCACGUUUGCUUUUGUGAUUUUGCUGUUUAUUUUCUUGGGCGUCCUCAUCGUCAGGUGCUUCCGGAUUCUUCUGGACCCAUAUCGGAGCAUGCCAACCUCGACCUGGGCUGACGGCCUUGAAGGCCUGGAGAAAGGGCAGUUUGACCAUGCCCUAGCUUAGCGGGGCGGGAGCAGGACCCCCACUGAGGAGGGGAACUGCUUCAUGUCUUGGCAAGGAACUCUCUGUCGUCAAUGUUCUCAACAAAUAAUCAAGUUUUAGUGACAUCUGGUCCUAAGACCACAACCCAUUACUCAGUAAGCAUGCUGUUGGGUUAAGACAUUUGAGCAAAUUGGAAAUGGAGACUUAAGUUACUCACCCAAAAUAGAAAGGUUUCCAUUUCUGUGUUUACUCAAUGAAUGGAUGUUGUCAAAGGUGGGAUGGUGAAACCGAGAGCAUUGAUGCUGACAUAAACUUUGCCAUAAAAUGAAGCGCUAUCCAACCUGAUCAGAGAAUAAAGACUAGAAAGGGUCGGACCCUGAAUCUGGUGACAGGGCCAAGAAGAGAUUUCCUCGCUUUAAUCGUGUCUCUCACGUUAUUUUAUAUUCAUGGGAGUCUGGGUCCCAGGAAGAGAGUGAGGAAGAUUAUGCUGAGUGGACCAAAAGCAAGUACUUGUUUUUUCCUAAAGCAAGGAGUAUGGGGAGGCCAUGGGAGGGCUGAGAAGACAUGGUUUCAUCCUGGGAAAAUAGAGUGAGGAUGAUAUUUUAUUUUUAAA